AUGAGAAGUUACAAUGGCAGGUUUAUUUCUGCUUUCUCAGCCAACUUGGGCGGUGGCUCCAUUACUCACGCGGAGCUGGCGGCCAUAGUCUGGGGGUUGAGGAUGGCGUGGGAGAAAGGCGCUCGGAAGGUGGAGCUGCAAACCGAUUCUUUGACGGCAGUACAACUACUUCGUACCGAAGUUAAGCACCACCAGCACCGCACGAUGAUUACUGCAGCGCGCAGACUUCUGGAGCUGAACUGGGAAGUGCGCAUCAAGCAUGUCUUCCGGGAAAGCAAUUUUGUUGCUGAUUAUAUGGCUAGCAUCGGGCACUCGAUGCCUGUUGGCGUUCAUAUGUUUGAUGUUCCGAGUCCGAUGAUGAACUACUGGCUGUAUUAUGACCUCGUUGGAGUCCAGACUCCUCGUUUAAUCAAUAAUUAA
Messenger RNA from Linum tenue, 420 nucleotides. Lineage: Eukaryota; Viridiplantae; Streptophyta; Magnoliopsida; Malpighiales; Linaceae. The record is from the annotation of a GenBank genome assembly.